AAAAAAUAAAAUACACAAAAAUACGCGUUAUUUGAAAGAAGAAUAAAGUGAUUCAAACAGAGAGUUCAUUGGACGACGCUUGAGAAAACCGAGAGACAAAGUGAAACGACCUCGCACAACGCGCGCAAAAAGAGAGCAGAAAAAACACACCCACAUCCCACUGCGAUUACUGCAACGUUCCUUAAAAAAUAAAGAAGAAAAAAAAGCUACAAUCAUGGAUGUUUGGGGAUUCUGCAUCAGCGAUACUACGAUGGCAUAUGGCGGGUCCAUGCGCAGCGGAUAUUACCGGGAUUACGAGCAGUUUCCCUACGGAACCCUGGAGUCCACCAAUUCCCCGCAUGCGGUCAAGGAUUGCUACAGUCGAGUGCAAGAAAAAUGCAAGCAGACAAAGUCCGAGAAGCAGAUGCGCAAGGACUGUCCGUUCUGCAAGGAGCACAAGAAGCGGCCCCUCAUCAACUACAUGCGCAAGCGGGAGCAGCGAAAGCACCAUGACAGCAUCUGCGAGGACGAGGAGGACCUGCACGAGCACGAGCACGAGCUGGAGCACGCCCACAAUCACAGCCAGUCCUCCGUCCUUGCCGUCCAGCAGAGCUGCAAGGUGUGAGAGGGAGCGGGACGACUCUACUACAGACGAUUCCCACAGACAUUCGCGAAAUGCCAUAUAUACUACAAAAGUAACAAAAAGUAACCAGAUGAAUGGAAAAAACAUGAAAAAGUAACAGCAAAAACAAAGAAAAACCCGAGGAGAAAGGAGAAAAAGCUGUUAAAGACGAAGAUUGCGCGAGAGAGAGAGCGAGACAGCAUCGGCAGCUAC
Messenger RNA from Drosophila takahashii, 814 nucleotides. It is a transcript of the gene fok, whose product is annotated as fledgling of Klp38B. The record is from RefSeq and is a predicted model, not a curated record. NCBI's taxonomy places the organism in Eukaryota, Metazoa, Arthropoda, Insecta, Diptera, Drosophilidae.